Molecule: messenger RNA, 1673 nt
Organism: Myzus persicae (green peach aphid)
Lineage: Eukaryota; Metazoa; Arthropoda; Insecta; Hemiptera; Aphididae
Exons: 9
Coding region: 486-1403 (305 amino acids)
Cellular component (GO): membrane
Molecular function (GO): phosphatidylinositol bisphosphate binding
Source: RefSeq, a predicted model, not a curated record
UAUCAAAAAUAAAAUAUUAUGCCAACUCACGGGUCUGUCAUUAACAUAUUUUAAAUAAGUCAGUUAACUUGAAUUUCAUUUUAGUAAUUGCCGAGAACAAAUUCUAUCGUUCGUACAAUUGCGGAACACCGGGAUAAAUAAGACAAUAAUGUGAUAAUAUGAAAGUGACCCGAGGGCGACUGUGUGCGCGGAAUAAAGUAUAGCCUGUCGUCCCAAAUCACGCGAAAUAUUAUUUACGUACGAUAUUCUGCUGGGUCAACAACAUUAGUCGUCCGACUUCCGAACCGGUCAAUUAUUAUUGUUUUUGCGAUCGGGGGGGCAGUAGAAACAGCAGCAGCAGGAGACACGCGAGGCGAUGCUAGUGGCAGUCCUCUGUUAUCAGCCGUACGUACAUAGUCAACAGACCGAGCACUUUCAGAGAACAUCGCGCUCAGGGACAAUUAUUUACAAACUUUUUGGCGAAUUCGAAAUCACGUGUAAUCAUAAUGAUUGUACCACUCACCGAUGCUCAGCUGAAAGCGAUUCAAAACUCUUGUCCAAGAUCAAAGGCCGAGAUAGAUCAGGAUUUAUCCAUCGUCAGACACUGGUUGGAUAAGCAGCCGCAUCUGCCCAAAACAAGUGAUGAAUUCAUAAAAAAAGUUUUGUUUAGCUUAAAAUACCGCACGGACAAAGUCAAACUCGUGAUUGAUAAUUACUAUACAGUUAAAGAAGUAUUUCCUCAAAUUUAUGGAGAUCUAGAUCCAACAACAGACACAUUUCGAAAACACGUGGAAGCAGUUCACAUGUUUCCACUGCCCAAACUCACCCCGGACUUCUACAGAGUGCUUUGUUACCGGAUGGCGACAACAGAUGCGAAAGCUUUUUUUCCUGAUAGUCAAUUGAAACGCAACGAAUUAAUGUGGAAUUGGUUGUUUGAUGAAGACACAUUGACGUUAGGGGAUGUUUGGAUAUUUGAUCUAACGAAUAUGGAUACGAUGGCUCAAUGGGCUCAUUUCAAUCUCAGUUUUAUGAAAAAAAUUCUCAAAAUAAAUAUGGAAGCGAAACCAGUGAGGAUCAAGCGAGUUCAUUUUGUAAACAUAGCGCCAAUAGCCGAAACCUCACUUAAUUUUAUCAAACACUUUUUCCCACAAAAAUAUAAGAACAGAAUCUUAUUUAACUCGACUUUCGAAAGUUUGCAAGACCAAUACCCAAUUGAUAUGUUUCCAAACGAAUGGGGUGGUAAAGCUGGAAGUAUGGCUGAACUGAGUCAACGAAUGCACGAAGAACUCAUAAAACGUAGAACUUGGUGCGUGACAAUGGAAGAGUUGAAAGCCGAUUCUAGUAAACGGAUUGGUCAAUCUAAGACCGCGGAUCUGUCGAUAUUGGGCGUCGAAGGAAACUUCAAGAAACUAUGUUUCGAUUAAACGUAUCGAGUCGAAGACAAACAAAUGAUUUUACCUAUAUACAGUGUGCAUUAUGAUGUUGUUAAAAAAUUUAAUUUUAAUUGUGUGAUUAUUUUUUGUACAAUGACGCAAUUAGAUGCGAUAUUAUGGUUUAUGGUUAGAGAAUCAGUGAUCUGUAAUUCGAAAAAAUCUCUCUGUACUUACUUAAAGAUAAGGUAUAAUAUUAUAUAAUGUGAUCAAUCUAAUUUCUCCUCCCUUGUAUCAUAGAUUGAACUAUACUAUUGUACCUAA